Messenger RNA from Cylindrotheca closterium, 804 nucleotides. The record is from the annotation of a GenBank genome assembly. NCBI's taxonomy places the organism in Eukaryota, Bacillariophyta, Bacillariophyceae, Bacillariales, Bacillariaceae.
AUGAGGUUGCAGCCACUUCCCCGGGAUGAGCUCCUCGACAUCGCCGAGAGAGGCAGCGCCACAGCCGUGACCGUGCUUCUGUUCUGGGGAAACACAGCUCCAGCUAUCAUUUUUGACAAAACAGAGGACGUCCCCCGAUUAUGUCGUUAUGGUGCCCUGACAACGACGAUUGUUGUAAUUGGUUGCUUUCGGAGCUCUUAUCGGAAACUCUUGACACCUGAUCUCUCCGAAAAUGAACGUAAGCUAGGGUUUGUUUUAUUUUGGUCUGUGGGAAGCGCUUUUUGUGAGGUUAUCUCUUGGCUUUUCAUUGAAUGGCAUGCUCGGCUGUUUGCGACAGCGAGGUUAUUGAUGCAUGGAGUAUCAUGGCAAGCGCUUACAAGUCUCGGAUGCUACGAUUCUUCGUCUUGGUACGAAUCAUUAAAGAUGGAAAACGCGAUGGCUUGUCUGCAUCUGUCAGGCAAGCUGUUCUUUCUGGCAUUGGCUUGUUCCAAAUACAACCAACAGGUCCGCAGCGAAUUGGAAUUUCGAGAGGCCCUUUUUUGGUUCUCUACUCUUGGAAUAUUUCAAGGUUACAGCUUAGUAAUACAAAGUUUUUCUCUUUCCCGGCAAAUGGAUGGAUUGGAAAGUUCUUGGCCAGACCCUGCCAACUCAUUGGACCAAUGUCUUGUUUGGAGUAUUUUUGUAAUUCCAAUACUGGGUUCCUUGGUAUCUUCAACAUUUGCCUAUCAAUUACUCUUCAACAAAGGUGGAGUACAGCCGAGGCAGCAGCAAGCGGAAACGAGACCAGGGGCUGGUGGCAGCUAG